CACGGAUCAGCUUAUCAUUGGAUGAUAGAGAAAUGUUGACUGUUGGAAAUUUGGAGAAUGCAACUGUUGGUCGAACUAACUAUAGAAAGGAGUGAGGAGGGCUGAGAAGGUGCGCGGGUAAUGGAGAGCAAUAUAGAUCCAACAUAACCCAUGUUACUCCCUGCACAGCGCCAUCUACUGGCGUCCCGAUUAGUGGGAGGGCGCUUGCUGCUCACAAUGGCAGGGAUUGCUACCCCCCAUCUCAUCCCAGCAAUGGUUCUUUUAACGCGGCCUAUCCCCCUCGACUUUUUUCUCUCAUUUCAUCUUCUCUCUCAUCAUCUCUCUCAUUCUCAAUCAUGGAAGAUUCAUCGUUUGAAUACCCCAGCGACAUUCUCUACACCCAGGAGCCUCUCUCGGGAUACAAGUUUGGCGGAUAUCAUCCCGUCCGUAUCGGUGAUACUUUCAAAGAUAACCGCUACACUAUACAUCACAAACUCACGUGGGGAGGUUUCUCCACCGUCUGGCUUGCCCAUGACAAUUUGCGACACCGAUGGGUCUCCUUGAAGAUCAAAACCGCGGACACUUCGUACAGUUCUCAAGAACUCCCAAACCUCCAGCAACUGGAGAAGAUUGCCGCCCCGGACGAUCUCUCGUCCAAGUACAUUCUCCACCUGCUGGACGCUUUCAUCCAGCCCGGCCCCAACGGCAUUCACCAAUGCCUGGUGUUCGAGCUGAUCGGUCCCACCAUCGAUCGCAUCAUCACUGACUACCGUGAGCUCUCGGAUUCCCUUGAUCCACAAACCAUUCUCCGCUUGUCGAGACAGCUCCUCAAGGCUAUCGAAUUGGUCCAUAAUGCCGGGGUGGGGCAGAUAGACAUCAGUGGCAGAAAUAUCGUCUUCAGCGGUAGGAACCUGUCCUAUGCAUCGGAGAAGAUCAUCUUCGCGGUCUUUGGCUCGCCCGAGCACGAACCAGUGACCCACCUCGAUGGCACUCCGCUGCACAAAGGCUUCCCAGCGGCUCUGUUCGGACCGGUGAGUUGGGAGGACUGGCUAGAGGAGUUUGCCGAGGAGCUCCGUAUCUUCGACCUCGGAGAGGGCUUUGCACAAGAAGAGAAGUCGAGGAUACUCGCGCAGCCGGGUCCUUCGCGGGCCCCAGAGCUGAUUUUCACGGGGAGGUCUGAUCACAGGACUGAUCUAUGGCAUACGGGCUGCAUGCUGUUCUUCUUUGUGUUCGGAACAUACCCUUUUGACUCCGAUGUAGAAGAUAUGGUAGUGGUCGAGCAGAUGUUUGACCUUCUGGGGGAGUUACCUCAGGAAUGGCAACCUAUCUGGAACCGUAUGCGCGCGGAAGCUGGCGAUAUGAUGGAUUUCCAAGGUGACGAGGUCUUCACUCUGGAGGAUCGCUUCGAUAAGGAAGUGGCCGAGCCAGAGCUCGCUCCUCUUAUCCCGAUCAUCCGAGCAUUGCUGGAGUUUCGGCCUUCGGAGCGCAUUACAGCUCCGCAAGCCCUUAGUCUUCUAGGAAGUCAGGGACAGUGAACGAAGUCAUGAAUUUGAGUUAGCUGGUCAAUUUAGCAUUUGCUGCAGAGAAGAGAAUAUAUAUACGUUUUUGUAGUUUAUACAGCGAUUAGUAGUAAGAGAAUUUGGCUAAGAAGAGCAUACAUCUGCAGUACCAACCCAUCCUUCUAAGAAUUAGGUGGCUCUCUCAGCAAGAUGAACUUUCACUACCG
Molecule: messenger RNA, 1705 nt
Organism: Aspergillus piperis CBS 112811
Lineage: Eukaryota; Fungi; Ascomycota; Eurotiomycetes; Eurotiales; Aspergillaceae
Product: kinase-like protein
Exons: 5
Coding region: 336-1514 (392 amino acids)
Biological process (GO): spliceosomal complex assembly; regulation of mRNA processing; protein phosphorylation
Molecular function (GO): ATP binding; protein kinase activity
Source: RefSeq, a predicted model, not a curated record